Messenger RNA from Xenia sp. Carnegie-2017, 1914 nucleotides. Its product is annotated as matrix metalloproteinase-15-like. The transcript has 7 exons. The record is from RefSeq and is a predicted model, not a curated record. Gene Ontology annotation, biological process: extracellular matrix organization; collagen catabolic process; proteolysis. Bases 301 to 1815 code for a protein of 504 amino acids. NCBI's taxonomy places the organism in Eukaryota, Metazoa, Cnidaria, Anthozoa, Malacalcyonacea, Xeniidae. Gene Ontology annotation, molecular function: zinc ion binding; metalloendopeptidase activity. Gene Ontology annotation, cellular component: extracellular matrix.
GAGAAAAAUUUUGACGCGAGAAUAUUUUUGUUAUUUUAUAUUAUGUAAAUCUCACCAUACUAAAACAUGAAGAUAACUCAUGGUGGACUGUUGUGGAAGAUAAACACUUCCCAUGACUGUAAAUUGUGUCAGAUUCUGGUGUGUACGUCAUGGGGAAGUGCGAAAGAUCAACACUGAUUGUAAUCAGUAAUCUGAUUGCACGAAUAAUAAAGCUGUUGCACUCGCUGUAAGCAACAUAACUUCUGAGUUCCUCUCAAAGGUCAGUACGGUGUCGUGGAGACAUCAAAACAAAAAGAAAUUAUGAAGGUUUACACAACAUGUAUCAUCGCGGUGAUUGGAUGGACAAUAUGCAAAGCAUCACCACAAAAGAAGAAAAGGAAAGACCCAUUUUUAUACCUACAACGCUAUGGCUACAUUGAAUCCAUGGCGGGCCAAAUCUCUCACGCUCAUUCGGCUGAUAACGCAAUACGUAAAUUCCAGCGUUAUGCAAAACUUCCCGUAACAGGAAUAAUGGACAGAGCAACCAGAAAAAAACUGACUGGACCUCGAUGUGGUUCACAAGACUUCACCCCUAGAGGGUCUAACAGUGGUAAUGUUGUUGGUAUGGCCGCUAGAGCGAUACAAGUGUCCUCCUUUAGAGACAUGCGCAGAAAGAAGCGCUACGUAAAACAAGGAUCUUCUUGGAAAAAGAGGACCAUAACUUGGAGUUUACAAAACUAUCCGUCAAGCAGCAUAAGGAUGUCAAAAAGAGACGUAGAAAGAACUUUGGUAAGAGCAUUUAAUAUGUGGCAGUCGGCAUCUCAGUUAAAUUUCAGAAGAUUGGCAAACAAGAACCUAAAUGUUGACAUUAUUGUAAAGUUUGGUAAAAGAUACCACGGCGAUCCAUAUUUAUUUGAUGGUGAAGGAGGAACACUUGCUCACGCUUUCUAUCCUGGAAUAACUAACACAGGUUUGUCAGGUGACAUUCAUUUUGAUGACGACGAGAUAUGGUCCUUAAAUGGUCAGCAAGGGACCACUGACUUUAUGUGGACUUCCUUACACGAGAUUGGACAUGCCAUUGGUCUAGAGCACUCAGAAAGACGGGACGCCAUUAUGUGGCCAUGGUUUGAAGGAUACAGAGCGAAUGUAAAACUCAAGCAGGAUGACAUCAAUGGCAUUCAAAGCAUUUAUGGAACUCGUGUACAAGCAACUUCAUGUUCAACAAACGGAAAAUUUAAGCCUGUGGUUUCCUCUGUAUGUUACAACAGCCGACUCGACGCAGUCGUCUACCACAAAGAAAGUUGUACAACAUAUUUGUUUUUGGGUGCAUAUUUAUGGAGAAUGGAUGAUGCAAAACGCGCAGGACAACGCGAGAGAAUCUCAUCUGUAUUUCGUGGUUUAGCAGGAAAUAUAGAUGCAGCUUAUGCACGUAGUGAUGGUUCAUUAGUUUUCUUCAGAUAUAAUCAGUUUUGGAUCUAUAACAAGAACUUCCGAAAACUUCAAGGUCCUUUAGAUAUUCAACGAUUUAUAAAGAACGCCAGAAACGUACGACUUCGUCGAAUUGGUGCAGCAAUGGUGUGGGAUGGCAACAACAGAGUUUAUUUCUUCCGUGGUAAAAAAUAUUGGAGAUAUAACGAAAAGAACAAAGUUAUUGAUAAAGGCUAUCCUAAGCGAACUUCUGUCUGGCGUGAUGUUCGUAGUCCUGUAGACGCCGCUUUUAGCUGGAAAAACAGCAAAACAUUCUUCUUGCGAGGCAACGAUAUCGAUAAGUUUAGUAAUAGUUUAUUCCGAGUAAGAAAAGGGCGCAAAAUAAAUAAAUUUGUAAGAAACUGUUGACUUGCAGAUGGUCGCAUUCUCCAGUUGACGUACAUUUGUAGAUAUUUGUACAUAGAAAUUUUCAUUUUUGGACUUAUUAAAAAAAAUGAUCGCGUGAAA